CCAUAGAAAUUGGAUAGGGCCUUACUUAUUCCAAUCCUUGAUUCAAGAGAAGACUGAAAUCUUGAUAGAAACUCAUUUCUCUUUUUAAAAAACACCUAGGAAAGAAGAUUUACACAGCUCACUCUGGCAGUUGUUUUCUUUUGUGCUUAAUAACUUGGAGAUCUAUUAGGCAAUUUCAGAGUUCAUGCUGCCUAAAAAGGUGUGGCAACAUUUUGAAUAAUAUGAAUCUCAGUUAAGGGGAAAUCGUGAAUUCGUCUCAGGUUGUCUCACUGUAUAAAACGUAUAAAAGUAAUGUGAUGUAAGGUAUUUUUUAAAGGUUAUUUCCAUCAGGUUGUUGUUUAGGCUUUGGUCUCUAUAAAAUGGGCUUUGUACAUUAGCAUAAGUUGGACCUGAGGAUUUUGCUAAUAGAAAUGACAUUUGCUUUCUUAUUUAUUUAUUGGCUUUAUAUCCUGCCUUUUACUCAAAAAUGGGACUCGGGGAAGCUCACAGUAAUGCAAAACUUAUAAAAUAAGGCAAUUAAAACAGAAAAAAGAUAGGCUAUUAAAACAGAAUAAAAUAAAAAACCAUAUUGAAACAAUUAAAUGCAUAAUUUAAAAUACAUAACUAUGAAAAAUUCAGCAUCCAACAGGUAACAAGCCCUCUUCUCAGCAGCCGAUAGGUUACCAAAAACUUGUCUGAAUAAAAGUCUUGUUAUUUGUCAGUGGAAGGACAAGGUGGAGGGAUGAAGCUUAACGAUUACCUUGGCUGUUGUGUGCCUUCGAGUUGUUUCUGACUUACGGCGACCAUAAAGCAAGCCUGUUGUGGGGUUUUCUUGGCAAGAUUUGUUCAGAGAAGGUUUGUCAUUGCCUUUCCCUGAGGCUGAGAACGUGUGACUUGCUGCCCAAAGUGGGUUUCCAUGGUUGAGCCCAUCGAAUUGAACCCAGGACUCCAGAGCUGUAACCACUACACCACACUGGCAGCCCAUUUUUUUAAUAGGCAUUAUUGGCAGAUAUUACUUUCUACUAUGUAAUACUCUUUCUAGAACAUUGCACACAAAGUCCAUGUUUUGUUGUUAAUAAUCAUUAAUUAUUUAUGUAUUGUUAAUAAUUCAGGUAAAAGUUCUUACGUCUCUUUUAUGACAUAGCUUUAAAGAGAAAGAAUAGUACACCACAUCUUAAUACAUCGCAUGUUUUUUUGAAACCAAGUCUUGAUGGUUAGGACUCGAUUACUUCCUGAAUAAACUGUCUGCCUUUAAGAUGUGGUCUGAAACUAGUGCUCAAGUUGUAUCUUCAGUGGAGGCACUGUUGCAUGCCCAGCACUUUGUGACAUUAGAUUGGUGUGUUAAUGGAUUUUUCUGUAGCAGCACCUCAACUAUGAAACUCCCUGCCUUGAGGAAGUUAAGCUGGUCCUUUCUCUUUUAAGCUUCAGAUGAACGGCCAAAACCGUUGUUCUGCAUGGCAUUCAGUGUUUGAAAUUGCCAUGUUAACUGUUUCCAAACUGGAUUCUAGGAUUGUUUUUAGACUGUUUAGUUUUUAAAGAAUAUUUUAACGUGUUUUCCAAAUGUUUUAUUCUUACAUUGUUUUAAUUCGUUUUUGUUGGCUCAUCAUCUUGGGAGUCCUUGUGCACUGGGAGGAAAUAACAGAAAUACAGUAAAUGAAUACAUAAAUGAUAAAAAAUAGCAAUAGCUAGCUUUUUGAGUGGGAAAAGUGGGCUGAGAGUUUUGAGAUAAUAGUUGUAUUGGAGGCAAUGUGCAGGUCAACUGUGCUGAAGCAAGAUUAGUAGUUAAUGUUGGAUGUUUUAGAGGUUUGCUUGCUCUUGACAGAAUCUGCUUAUCUGUAAAUCAUGGUGGAAAUAGUGCAAUCUCCAGCUGUUGCUGAAUGCUAGUUUUUAACAGUCCUAUACUAGUUACUGUUGCUUGGAGUUAUAAUUCAGUAACAUCUGGCAAAGAUCCAAUGUUGUGAGCGUUGGAUGAUGACUCUGGAGGCUAGGGUCUGAAUUCCCACACAGCCAUGAAAACUCACACUGGGUGAACUUGGGGACAGUCUCUCAGCUUCAGAGGGAGGCAAAGACAAACCCCAUUCUGAACAAAUUUUCUAAGAAAACUCCCCUUAAGGUCACCAUAAGCCAGAAACUACUUGAAAUCACAAGCAACAACAAUAUCCGGAAGGUCACACAACAGUAUUUCCACAUCAGCGGAAGAAGAAUAAGGAAGCUUGUGAAAGAUUGCCUCUAACAAAGAAUCCCUUUCAGAUCAAGCUCUUAUGAUGGCUGUGACUACAAUUUUCUCCUCCUUGUCUUUGGUAGAUGGAUGCUGACAUGGACUACGAAAGACCUAACGUUGAAACCAUCAAGUGUGUGGUGGUUGGUGACAACGCAGUGGGGAAGACACGUUUAAUCUGUGCAAGAGCAUGUAAUACCACCCUGACCCAAUAUCAGCUUCUGGCAACUCAUGUACCAACCGUCUGGGCAAUUGAUCAGUAUCGGGUUUGCCAAGAGGUUCUUGAACGUUCUCGUGAUGUUGUUGAUGAAGUAAGUGUUUCUCUCAGGCUCUGGGACACAUUUGGAGAUCAUCAUAAAGACAGACGCUUUGCUUAUGGAAGGUCUGAUGUGGUUGUCCUGUGCUUUUCCAUCGCUAACCCUAACUCCCUGAAUCAUGUGAAAACUAUGUGGUAUCAAGAAAUCAAGCACUUCUGUCCUCGUACACCUGUUAUUCUGGUUGGUUGCCAAUUGGAUCUUCGAUAUGCUGAUCUGGAAGCUGUAAACCGAGCCAGAAGGCCAUUAGCAAGACCUAUCAAAAGGGGAGACAUUUUACCACCAGAAAGAGGCAGAGAGGUUGCAAAAGAGCUUGGAAUACCAUAUUAUGAAACGAGUGUAUUUGACCAGUUUGGCAUCAAGGAUGUAUUUGAUAAUGCAAUCAGGGCUGCCCUGAUCUCUAGGAGGCACCUACAGUUCUGGAAAUCACAUUUGAAGAAAGUUCAGAAACCUUUACUUCAAGCUCCAUUUCUACCUCCAAAGGCACCUCCUCCGGUCAUCAAAAUCCCAGAGUGUCCUGUCACCAGUAUCAAUGAAGCAGGAUACUUAUUGGACAAUCCCUUGUGUGCAGAUGUCAUGUUUAUCCUUCAAGAAUAUACACACAUUUUUGCUCAUAAGAUCUACCUAGCUACCUCCUCUUCAAAGUUUUAUGACCUUUUUCUAAUGGAAUGUGAAGAAACCCCAGAUGCACCUGAAGCACAUUGUAAUAAAGAAAAAGCUGUUAGAAACCUGGUGGACAGAGCAUGCAGUCUUGAAACUGAUGAUAGUAGUGAGAUGGCAAUCUUAAAAUCUCCGAACACCAAACUGAUAUCAUCAACAGAGGAUGGUAACCCUUUAACAAGGUUAGAGUUUGAACCAGGGGAAACCAGUUACCUGAAGCAAGCACCAACAUUUUGGGGCAAAGGCUUUGUUAGCAUGUAUAAAGAAAUGCAAGUCAACCCUGUUUCAAAGAGGACGUGUGCUGUGACAGUAGUCAAGAUAGAUGCUUCUGUUCAGCCUGGACCUUUUAAAACUGUUUUGCAGUUUUUAUACACAGGGCAGCUAGAUGAAAAUGAAAAAGAUCUCACCAGGGUAGCUCAGAUUGCUGAGAUACUGGAAGUAUUUGACUUGAGAAUGAUGGUGGAAAACAUUACAAACAAGGAAGCCUUCAUGAACCAAGAAAUUACAAAGGCUUUCCAUGUCAGAAAAGCUAAUAGGAUAAAAGAAUGUCUUAGUAAAGAAACAUUUUCUGAUGUGACAUUUAAGCUGGAAGAUGGAAACAUAAAUGCCCAUAAGCCACUCCUGAUCUGUAGCUGUGAAUGGAUGUCUGCAAUGUUUGGAGGAUCAUUUGUGGAAAGCUCAAACAGUGAGGUUGUUCUUCCCAGCAUAAACAAGGCUUCCAUGCAAGCUGUUCUGGAUUAUCUGUACACCAAGCAACUAUCAUCCAGUCAGGAGUUGGACACACUUGAAUUAAUUGCACUGGCGAACAGAUUUUGCCUCCCACACUUAGUUGCUCUGGCAGAACAACAUGCAGUACAGGAACUUACCAAAACAGCAAUGAGUGGUGUUAGCAUAGAUGGAGAAGCACUGUACUACUUGGAAAUAGCCCAGUUUCACAAUGCUAACCAGCUGGCAGCUUGGUGCUUGCACUAUAUCUGCACCAACUAUAACAGUGUUUGUUCCAAGUUCCGAAAGGAAAUCAAAACUAAAUCUCCUGAUAAUCAGGAAUAUUUUGAGAGACACCGCUGGCCUCCUGUCUGGUACCUCAAGGAAGAAGAUCAUUUCCAGCGGGUUAAAAAGGAAAGAGAAAAGGAAGACAUUGCACUAAAUAAACAUCAUUCAAAACGGAAGUGGUGCUUCUGGAAUUCUUCCACAGUAGUUGUCUGAGGAAAGGAGAGGGGCCUCUGUCAAGAGCAUGGCUUGAACUGACAAACGUUGUUUUCAAAGAAGUCUUACCAUUCGAAAGUGCUGCAGUUCACAAAGAAUGGUUCUUGUGCCAUUGAAGUGAAUGGGAGCUGAGCUGAUGGUGCUCUUCCCUGAACUCCUGCUCGUUUCAGUGACACUUCUACAGGGAACAUUCCUAGCGGAGGGUGCAAAAGACGGUUUGAAAUGAUGAUUUUUCUUCCACCUGUGUGCAUUUAUGAUUUCUAAGAUCAACAAAGCACAAGCUCACCAGAAGUGAGUUCAAAAUUGCUUCUUAAGCAAUGUCUGUAUUGUUUGUUGUUUCAGUACUGUAUAAACUAGUACGAAUUUUCCCUUUUUUACAUAUACAAAACAAUAACAAAUCCAUCAUUUAUUGUUCAGUCUCUUAAGUGGAACGUAUUUUUUUACAAUUGUUUAUGUCAAGGUCUUAAAACAAAAUUUCUGAUCAUUUCCUUUCACAAACCGCAAAGUAACUUUGUAAAUAAGUCUUUAAUUUACAUAAGCUCUGUCCUUCCUCCACCAGCCAUUAGUACAGUAAAAUAAAAAGAACAUCUCUAA
Sceloporus undulatus (fence lizard) is the source of this 4971-nucleotide messenger RNA. It is a transcript of the gene RHOBTB1, whose product is annotated as Rho related BTB domain containing 1. Gene Ontology annotation, molecular function: GTPase activity; GTP binding; ubiquitin protein ligase binding. Gene Ontology annotation, cellular component: cytoplasm. Gene Ontology annotation, biological process: small GTPase-mediated signal transduction; regulation of proteolysis; proteasome-mediated ubiquitin-dependent protein catabolic process. The transcript is spliced from 11 exons. The record is from RefSeq and is a predicted model, not a curated record. Lineage: Eukaryota; Metazoa; Chordata; Lepidosauria; Squamata; Phrynosomatidae. The coding region runs from base 2284 to 4377 and encodes 697 amino acids.